Messenger RNA from Pelodiscus sinensis (Chinese soft-shelled turtle), 3920 nucleotides. The record is from RefSeq and is a predicted model, not a curated record. NCBI's taxonomy places the organism in Eukaryota, Metazoa, Chordata, Testudines, Trionychidae.
UGGCGGGGCGCCGCGCCGGGGACAUGACUGGCCUGCAGGAAGAGCCCGAGUUUGACUUUGACGUGCUGUUCGAGUUUAACCAGGGCGAUGCUUGCGCCGCUGGCAAAGAACACUAUAAUUAUGCAUCUUCAAAUAUAAAUGCCGGUUUGCCUCUAAAUGUGGCACAUUCCUCAUUGUCAGCUCCAUGUCAUGGCCUUCAGACAUCCAAUCCUGUCAUUUCAAUUGUCCCAUCAACAAAUCAUCCUUCUGGAUAUGGAGGACACAUUGACAGUGGAGCCUCUGGAUAUUAUCUGUCUCCCAAUGUCAGACCUAAUGGAGCUCCAGCACUAGAAAGCCCCAGGAUAGAGAUAACGACUUAUCUGGGACUGCACCAUAAUAACAACCAGUUUUUCCAUGAUGCUGAGGUUGAGGAAGCGAUCCCAAAUACUAAGCGAUCACCUUCUACUGCCACUUUGAGUUUACCAAACAUUGAGGCUUACAGAGACCCAUCUUGCCUGAGUCCAGCAAGUAGCCUGUCUUCCAGAAGUUGCAAUUCUGAAGCUUCAUCCUAUGAAUCCAAUUAUUCUUAUCCUUAUACUUCGCCACAGACAUCUCCAUGGCAGUCCCCAUGUGUGUCUCCUAAGACCACUGACACAGAGGAAGGAUAUCAGCGUAGUAUGGUGGCCUGUACUUUACUUAAUUCACCAAGACAUUCUCCAUCUACGUCUCCCAGAACAAGCAUAACAGAGGAAAACUGGCUAAGUGCUCGCAACUCAAGACCAUCUUCUCCCUGUAACAAAAGAAAAUACAGCCUAAAUGGCAGGCAGACUUCUUACUCACCACACCACUCUCCGACACCUUCUCCUCACAGUUCUCCUCGGGUUAGUGUAACUGAUGAUACAUGGCUGGGAAAUACUACCCAGUAUACCAGUUCUGCUAUAGUUGCAGCUAUCAAUGCCCUUACCACUGACAGCACAAUAGACAUGAAUGAUGGGAUUCCUAUUAAGUCUAGAAAGACUGCGCUAGAUCAUACCCCAUCCAUGACACUCAAGACUGAACCAAGUGGUGAGGACCAUGGGACCAUAUCACCGACGGCUGAUUUAUCACCAGAAGAAUUUUCUGGGUUUCAGCACAUCAGGAAAGGAAACUUCUGUGAUCAGUUCCUUUCUGUGCCGCAGCAUCCAUACCAAUGGGCCAAACCAAAGUCUCUGUGUCCCACAUCAUACAUGAGCCCAUCCCUGCCUGCCCUUGAUUGGCAGCUGCCAUCUCACUCAGGACCUUAUGAACUUCGGAUUGAAGAGCAGCCCAAAUCCCAUCACAGAGCUCAUUAUGAGACUGAGGGAAGUCGAGGGGCGGUGAAGGCCUCUGCUGGGGGACAUCCUGUUGUGCAGCUACACGGUUACUUAGAAAGUGAGCCGCUCACGCUACAGCUGUUCAUUGGGACUGCAGACGACCGCCUGCUGAGACCUCAUGCCUUCUACCAGGUUCAUCGAAUCACAGGGAAGACUGUUUCCACCACCAGCCAUGAAACAAUACUUUCCAACACUAAAGUCUUGGAAAUUCCACUUCUACCAGAAAACAAGAUGAGAGCAAUCAUUGACUGUGCUGGGAUAUUAAAACUUAGAAAUUCAGAUAUUGAACUCCGAAAAGGAGAAACAGACAUUGGAAGGAAGAAUACACGAGUGCGGCUGGUCUUCCGAGUUCACAUCCCACAACCCAACGGAAGAACUCUGUCUCUGCAAGUAGCAUCCAAUCCUAUUGAGUGUUCUCAAAGAUCAGCCCAGGAAUUGCCUUUGGUGGAGAAGCAAAGUACUGACAGCUUUCCUGUGAUUGGAGGGAAAAAAAUUAUCCUGUCUGGCCACAACUUUCUACAAGACUCCAAAGUCAUCUUUGUGGAGAAAGCACCAGAUGGUCACCAUGUGUGGGAAAUGGAAGCCAAAACCGACAAAGAAAUGUGCAAACCGAAUUCCUUGGUGGUGGAGAUACCACCUUUCCGCAAUCAGAGAAUUACCAGUCCUGUUCAGGUUAACUUCUAUGUCUGCAACGGAAAGAGAAAGAGAAGCCAGUACCAGCUGUUCACCUAUCUUCCUGCUAAUGUUCCAAUUAUAAAAACUGAACCCAGUGAUGACUAUGAGCCUGCUCAAACCUGUGGACCAAUGAACCAAGGAUUAAACCCUCUCUCUAAACCAUACUACAGCCAGCAGAUCAUGAUGCCUCCUGAUCCUGGUUCGUGCCUUGUGGCUGGCUUCACUUCCUGUCAGCAGCGAAACACUGUGAUGUCAUCCUCUCCCAACUCAAGCCCCAAGCUGCAUGAUCUUUCAUCUUCUGCUUACAAGUGCAUCACCAACCCGGGCCACAGUCACCUAGGACUUCAGCAGCCUGCUGGCGGGGUCCCUACCAUACAGGAAGUGCCAAGGUCUAUAGUUGUGCACCCAAGUUCUCCAGAGCAAUCAUCUCACAUCAUGCUGCAGCCGCAGGUGAGUCAACAUCUGAGCAGUAGCUGUUCCCUUGGUUACCAACAAACACUCUAUCCCAACAGUCCCUCCUCUCCAGUUCCAUCUGUUACCCAAGAGCCAACCUAUUUGCAGUCCUGCAGUCCAACUCACUCAUCCAUAAUGGGUCAACAGCAGCACCAACUGCCGAAGGUUCAAAGAAAUGAGUCUCCAACAAACCAACCACUCUCAUUGCCAGAGUUGCAUGAGGACAGUAAUCAUAAUUUGGCCCCUAUUCCUGUAAUGAUCAAGCGAGAACCUGAGGAAUUGGACCAGUUGUACUUGGAUGAUGUAAAUGAAAUUAUAAGGAAUGACCUCUCCAGCACCAAUGUCCAUUCAUAGCUUGCAAUACUGGACUAGUUUGAAUCCAUACACUUUUAGCUCAGCUGGUAUAUCAGCUUCAGCACAGAGCUGUCAUAACUGAAUAAACUGAAGACAUUACCUGGUACCAUUCUGGUCUUCCGCCUUACUGAAUGUUAGUAACCGAAGAUUUACCUCUUGCCUACAAAGAAGUAUCUCUUCAACCAAUGAAAUAUCUUCUUUAAGGAAAAUCAUCUCAAGAGGAGAAGAAAAGGGGAGGGAAUAACCUCGAAGAUGGCACGUUUCAUGGGAUAAAACUGGGAAACUCAACAAAAGCUGAUUGCUUGUCCCCAGCACUGAGCCUUUUGGCACCACUGGAAUUCAACUCUGGAAGUGCCUUAUUUUACUAGCUUGUGGCAUCAGGACAUUUUUAAUAGGCUUUGAAUUUUCUACCAUAAAAAGUAUUUGUAGGUGCCGAAGCUAUAAUGCUUGCAUUCUGGCAACUGAUAUUUUAAAAAUCAUAAGACAGCCUCUUGGAAAGGGAAUGACAUCCCUACUUAAAGUCAAACACAUUUAUGAAUUCCAGAAUUUCUUCAGUUUUUCCUCUGCUGUAAUAUACAGCCUGUUGCCUUAUUCUCAGUGCAUUUCAAAAGCCUCCCAAUUUGUCAUCUCAGCUCUUUCUCUUUUUUUCAUAUACUGUCCUUAUUAUCUGCUAAUGAAUCAUAGGAUUGUUAGUCAUAGCAUGUUAAGAUUUUGAUUUUAAUCUGGCUUCUGUCAUAGCACAAGUAUGUUGAAUAGCACAAAAUAAUAAGGUUGAUGGACAAAAAAUUGAAAUCUAUCUAUUAAACGAUAGAUGUAUGUGUAUGCAUGUACAUACAUACUAGCAUAUAUGCAUAUAUUUAUAUAUGACAAGUAACAUAGAUGAUUGCCAGGUGAGGGCACUGACUUCAGCAAUAAUUUCCAUUUCUGCAAAUGCAUUUCAGAUUGCAAACAAUGUUUCUGCUAUUUCUGUUGGUUUGUUACUUCUAAGACAGGUAUGCAUUUUCUUUCCUCAUGCAGUUAAGCAAGCACUUUAGACAGUCAAGAAGGAUGCAUACAAAAUACAUUUUAUUUACCAAAUGGCAAAAUCUGAAUUAAAGAAAUUGUAAA